UGUCUACUUGCUUCUACUACAGAGCGAGGACUAGGGAUGGGCGAUAUGUUAUCGUGUGCGAUAUAUCGUCCAAAAAAUUCCUCACGGUAAUAAUUUGUCAUCUCGCGAUAAAAAACGAUAAACUACCACCGCGAGWCCUUGCCGCAUGUGCGCCGCAACAGUCCUUCAGUCCAACUGACGUCACGUGUGAAGAACGUGCAUUGCAAACAAACAAACAUGGCGGAAGGCGGAGGACAGGUGAGUGAGGAGGAGCUCGUUGCUAAAAGAGGUUCCAGCUCUGUUAUCUGGAACUGGUUUGGCUUUAAACAGGCUGACACAGAGCAGAAAGUAGUAUUAUGCAAAGUUUGCAGACAAACGGUGACAUCGAAGGACAGCAACACUACAAAUUUAUUUCACCACCUAAAACACAAACACAAGCCAGAAUACGAAGCUAGCCAGAAGAUGCGCUACGAUGCAGCAGAAGCGCUCGCAUUAACUUCCAAAGCCAAGAAACCGACAACAACUCAAACUAAACUUGCUGACGCAUUUGUUCAUUCUACACCAUAUGACAGCCAAAGCAAGCGGUGGAAAGCAUUAACGGAGGCAGUUGCGUUUUGCCUGGCUAAAGAUAUGUUGCCGCUCCGAACUGUGGAGAAGGACGGUUUCAGGCGCAUGAUUC
Molecule: messenger RNA, 658 nt
Organism: Austrofundulus limnaeus
Lineage: Eukaryota; Metazoa; Chordata; Actinopteri; Cyprinodontiformes; Rivulidae
Product: zinc finger BED domain-containing protein 1
Molecular function (GO): DNA binding
Source: RefSeq, a predicted model, not a curated record